This is a messenger RNA of Fusarium redolens, 423 nucleotides long. RefSeq names its product cytochrome b5-like heme/steroid binding domain-containing protein. The transcript has 3 exons. Gene Ontology annotation, molecular function: heme binding. Gene Ontology annotation, cellular component: intracellular membrane-bounded organelle; endoplasmic reticulum membrane. Lineage: Eukaryota; Fungi; Ascomycota; Sordariomycetes; Hypocreales; Nectriaceae. The record is from RefSeq and is a predicted model, not a curated record. Gene Ontology annotation, biological process: sterol biosynthetic process. Bases 1 to 423 code for a protein of 140 amino acids.
AUGUCCGCGAAGGAGUUCACCAUGCAGGAUGUUGCUGAGCACAACACCUCCAGCGACAUCUACAUGGUUGUUCACGACAAGGUCUACGACUGCACCAAGUUCCUCGACGAGCACCCCGGUGGUGAGGAGGUCAUGCUCGACGUUGCCGGUCAGGAUGCCACCGAGGCUUUCGAGGAUGUUGGCCACAGCGAUGAGGCCCGAGAGGUUCUCGACGGUCUUCUCGUCGGUGAGCUCAAGCGUCUGCCUGGUGAUGAGGGCCCCAAGCGCCAGAUCGCCAACUCGAACCAGGGCAGCGGCAAGUCUGAUCCCGCCGGCUCCAGCUUGAACACAUACGCCAUUGUUGUCGCCGUUGGUUUCAUCGCCUACGUUGCCUACAACUAUCUCCAGAAGCAGCAAGAGGCUCAAGGCCAAGCCUCCGCAUAA